Molecule: messenger RNA, 1023 nt
Organism: Debaryomyces fabryi
Lineage: Eukaryota; Fungi; Ascomycota; Pichiomycetes; Serinales; Debaryomycetaceae
Product: FAD-dependent oxidoreductase
Exons: 2
Coding region: 1-1023 (340 amino acids)
Molecular function (GO): FAD binding; D-amino-acid oxidase activity
Source: RefSeq, a predicted model, not a curated record
AUGGAAGAUCCAGAUUUUGUUAUCCUAGGAGCUGGAGUAAUUGGAUUGUAUACAGCAUUUUCAUUAUUGGAAAAGGGUGCAAGCGGUAAACAGAUUACAGUUAUAGCUAAGUAUCACCCGGGUGAUCAAUCUAUAAACUAUACCUCUCCAUGGGCUGGUGGUAACUUCUCGUGUAUUUCACCGGAUGAUGAACACACACUAAGCUAUGAUAAAUACACUUACACGAAUGUUAUUAAAAUACAAGAAGCCCUUGGAAAAAACUGUGGAUUAGACAAUGCUCCUACUACUGAAUUUUGGGAUUUCAUACCGAAUGAAGCGAAGAUAUCGCUGCUUAAAACGUAUUUAAAAGAUUUUACAAUUAUCCAAAAUGAAGAAUUGCCCAUGGGUGCGAAAUUUGGAGUUCGCUACACCACUUGGAAUUUCAACUGCCCUACUUUCUUGAAGAAUCUCAAAGCAUAUCUAAUGAUGAAAGGAGUGAUUUUUCUUAGAAAACACUUAGACCACAUUGAUGAGGCCUUCCUUGGCCCUAAUUGUGUAGUAUUCAAUUGCACUGGGCUUGGAGCCCAAAGUUUGGGAGGUGUUCAUGAUACCAAAGUUUACCCAAUAAGAGGGCAAGUCGUAGUAGUAAAAGCACCUCAUAUAUAUGAAAAUAGACUUCGUUGGGGUACAGAUUACGCUACUUACAUUAUCCCAAGACCAAACUCAAAGGGUCACCUAGUUCUAGGUGGGUUUGUUCAGAAGAAUAACUGGUCCGGUGAUACUUUUGACGAAGAAUCUGAAGAUAUAUUGAAAAGAGCAACUGAGUUGCUUCCUAAGUUAAACGAGAAACCUUUAGAGAUUAUACGGGUUGCGGCCGGAUUAAGGCCUUAUAGAGAUGGUGGGGCGAAGAUAGAAAAAGAGAUUUUACCAGGAAAUCGUAUUUUGAUCCAUAACUACGGAGCAGGUGGUUAUGGCUAUCAGGCUGGACUUGGAAUGGCGGACAAAGCAACAAGUUUGUAUUUCAAAUUGAACUCUAAAUUGUAG